Messenger RNA from Lichtheimia ornata, 546 nucleotides. RefSeq lists its product as uncharacterized. The record is from RefSeq and is a predicted model, not a curated record. Lineage: Eukaryota; Fungi; Mucoromycota; Mucoromycetes; Mucorales; Lichtheimiaceae. Bases 1 to 546 code for a protein of 181 amino acids. The transcript is spliced from 3 exons.
AUGAGCAGAGUAUUGUUGUCAUACGAAUUUGAUCGUACGAAUAUGCCGCCACCUUGCAAGGAGCGAUCUAAACAGCAAUAUCGUUAUCUCGUCGAUGGAGCUAGGACUGGUUUUCGUUCAAAUGGUGAACUAUUGCAAAAUGAGGCCCUCGGUGAACUCAUCCAUAUUGUGUUUUACAACACAAAGACGGGUGCGUGUAGGCUACAAGGAGACUGUGACAUAGUAUCAAUGAAUAUGAUCGCUUUGACCUAUUGCUUGACGCUGUAUCGAUUGGUUCAGGCAUACAAAUUCAAGGUCCCAGAUCCCUCGAUGCGGGAUGAGUUCAGACGACAGGGUGGCUAUUGGGCAUGGCUAUACAAGCGCACGAUGCUAGGGAAAGGAAGUGAUGAUGAAAGUAUCGAUCAUCAAGCCGUUCAACGAAUGCAAACAGCGAUUGUUAACAAGCUAUCCGGCCAAACUGGUAAUGGCCCACCCGAUUCAAAAUUGUUAUAUCAAGCAACAUUACGGGAUGGAGAAUACGUGUCAUCAGACGACAAUGGAGAGUAA